AUGACCAAAUUAAUAGAAACAAAAACCUAUAAAAAAUUUAAAGAAAAUUAGGAUAGAAAACAAAGAGAGUAUAAAUUAGAGAAAUCAGUUAAUAUAACUCAAUUGUAAAUUAAUUACUAAAUAAUUAGGUUAUAGAAAUAAGAAGAAAGAAAAUCAAAUAGUAUUUCCAAAAUAUUACGAUCAGAAAAGAGCUUAAGUUAGCUAUUAAGCAAUCAAAAUAAUCAAUACAUAAAUAUACUAAUUUUGAUAGAAUAAAAACUGUAGUUUUGUCUCGAUCACUUCUACUUUAAUUUACUAGCAAAUUUAGAAUAAUAUGAAAGUUUGAUAGUUUAGUUUGAAUUUGAAGAUAAUUAUCUUUAAAUAUUCAAUCAAAGAUAAAAUGGCGAUUACUAAAAGGUCAAUAGAACCUUAUAUCUAUGCUAAUUUCUUAGAUUUUACUAAAGAAUAAUAGAAGGAUGUCUAAAAUAAAUAAUCAAUUUUUUUAAAUGGAUUUAUAUUGAAAAUUAUAUAUCAAUGAUAAAUAAUAGCAAAGUUAAUAGUUUAGUAUACAUAAAGCAUAGAAAGCCUCAAAGUUCUUCUCUCAAAAAGCGCUAUAAAGAGAGAGUAAAUCUUAAGAAAUACUCCUUAGGAAAGAGCUUGGAAUGAUAGGAUAAUUAUCUCUGAAUAAAUCUUGCAUCUCAGGACAAAAGAGAGUUUCAAUAGGAAGAGGCUGCCAAAAUUAUAAAAUACUACAGCAACAAUAGUAGAAAAAUAUAUCAACAUUCAUAAACAUCAGCAAGAAUACAGUGAACUUGCUGAGUGCGAACAAAGAAUAUUUGAAACCAAAUUGGAAUAGUUAAGACAACUCUAUAAAGUGUAUUGUAUUCCUCAAGUCCAUUAAGUAUAAUAUUUAUGUCUAUAUGCUUAAGAAUCUAUUUUAUGCAUUUUUAGAAGCAUCGUCGAAUAAAAGAGUUGUUGUAGAAGAGGAGCUAAAUCUAAUGAAUCAGAAAUUAGCUCCAAUACAGCAUUGUAUGUUUGUUAUUGCAGCUAGGGAGAAUUGUUUUAAAUAAGUCUUAACUUUGGUUAAACAGAAUUAGGCUCAAAUUGACUAAAUAUCAGAAAAAUUAAAAGACCUCAGGAUGCUUAAUAUAUCCACUUUAGAAAGCAUUGUUAAAUGGCAAUAAUAUUUCCAAAAUAAAAAUCUAAGGUAAGUAUUCCAAUUAGAUGAAAAUCCUCCUUAUCAUGAGAGAUUUUAUAAUGAUUAUUUAGAAUUGAAACCUUAGCUUAUCAAUUUAUUCAAAGUUUCAGAUUAGCCAGAUCCUUUCUUUGUUUAAUUGUUAGGCAAAGGAUAGUAAAAAUUGUAUAUCAGAAUAAGAAGAGCAGAAGCUGAAUUAAUGAAUUUAAUUUAUAAUUAUAUUUAUAUUAAAUGAGAUAAUAAGCAUAAAAUGAAAGAUUUAGUCGUGUAAGGCAACUUGGUCAAGGAUCGUAUGGGAAGGUUUAUUUGGUGAAAAGAAACUUGGAUAAGUUAAUAAUACCUUAAGUUUUAGCUCUUAUUGGGUCGAAAAGGUAAUAGAAUUAAAUGAGUAAAAUUAAAAUCAAAUCCAAUAAGAAAUUAAUAUUCUUAAAUCUCUAUCUCAUCCAAAUAUAAUAAAAUUUAGAGCAUCUUGCAAAAAUCCAAAAAGAAAUAUGCAUAUUCUAAUGGAGUAUGCUGAUGGUAGUAUUUAUAUUAAUUCUAGGUGGCGAUUUAGAAAAAGUAAUCAAAAAUGCUUAAGGACAAUAUAUUUCUGAAAAAAAAAUUUUAGGUUGGCUUUUUUAAAUAUGUUCGGCAAUUAACUACAUACAUAAUAAUAAAAUAAUUCAUAGAGAUAUUAAAGCAUCAAACAUUUUCUUAACAAGAAGAGGUGAUAUAAAAUUAGGAGAUUUUGGAAUAUCAAGAAUUUUGGAAGAAACAUUAGAAAAAGUGCAAUCUUGGUUAGGGACACCUUACUAUGUAAGUCCUCAAAUUAUUAACAGGGAAUCUUAUACAAAUAAGACUGAUAUUUGGUCUUUAGGAGUAUUACUAUAUCGAUUAUGUGCUUUAAAAUACCCAUUUGAGGGGACCGAUUAUUUCCAAUUAAUUAUUCGGGGUAGAUAUCAACCAAUUCCUGAUUAAUAUUCUAAUCAUUUGAAAUCUCUUAUCGAAAACAUGUUGUAAAUAGAUGAAUCUAGGAGACCUACUGCAUAAUAAAUAUUAGGUAAAGAUCAUGUUUACUCCUAGAUUCAAUUGAAAAUAGACUUACAAAAUAUUAAAGCGAAUUAAAACUCCAACAAUUAUAAUAGUAAUAAUAAUAGCACUUAGAUUAAUUAUUUUAAAAUGAUAACAGGAUGGUCAAUUAUAAAGAAGAUCUACCACUUUUCCCACGAUUACCAUUUUUAUGGGCUCCUUUAAGGCAUUAAAUAAUUCAAACACCGCAGUAAAAGCACCCGCUAGGUAUGGCAAAUGGCUAUUAGCACAGAAUUGAGUAAAAAAUUGCCUCAGAUAGGGCAUAAAAUAAGAUAUUGAGGAAAGUUUUUUUUUUGACAUUAUUUUAUGCAUUGUAAUUUAUUUAUUAAUUAAAUCAAAUUUGAAAUUAAUGAACCUAGAAUAAUAUUAAAGUUAAGUGAAAAUUGAAAUAUCUUUUAUAAAAACAAUAAUAUUUGAUAAACAAGAAAGAGAAAAUAUUUUCUAAAUAAACAAUUAAUAAAAAUAUGGUCAUUUCAGGUUAAUUUCAUUUAUAUUUUAGAGUUCCAACUGAAUUUCCCAAACUCGAAGUUCCUAGAAUUAGAGCUUUAGCCCCACAACCUCACAGGCAUUUUGAAAAUGAUGAGAUGGAAAGGAAUAACAUAAAAAAAUAUAAAAGAGUUGAUGAUCUACAUGAAUUAUCACCUCCUAAGCUGAAAUUAUAUAAAUAUUAGGGCCCAAAAUACAACGAAAAUCAUUUGGGAAAUUUCUAAAUAUCAUUCUAUGAAAAAGAAUAAAGAAAAAAUGGAUAUCUUUAUUGA
Molecule: messenger RNA, 3000 nt
Organism: Paramecium octaurelia
Lineage: Eukaryota; Ciliophora; Oligohymenophorea; Peniculida; Parameciidae
Source: the annotation of a GenBank genome assembly